AUGGCGGAAACUGCGAGAACCGAGUACCCGGCGAUGCUGGCGUAUCUCCAACCCUCACAAGCUGUCAAUGUCCUCAACGACCGAGUAAAACGAGUCAGCAAGCUCAAUCUCGAAAUCGCCGACUGGCUACAGGAACGCCGAAAAGUUGAGGAGCAGUACAUUCAAGGCUUGCGAAGACUAGUGCAGUUCAAGGUGCCCAAUUCUGCCUCUGAGCUCGGCGUGGAAUCAACUGCCCACUCUCACUACUUAUUCGCAUCCAACCUCGAGAAGGAUGUUGAGGCGCCCCUACGAGCCUUCGGCCACAAGAAGGAGCACCCAAAAGUCGAUGCCGCGGCCACUCGAUUGAGUGCUGCGUCGCAGGAGUGGGAGUCACAGGCGCCCUUCAUCUUCGAAACACUUCAAGUCCUCGACGAGCAGCGAACGAACCAGCUCCGUGACCUGCUAACCCAGCUCCUGACCCAUGAAAGCGACCAAGCGCAAAGGAACCAGACCGUUGCUGGCGAGGCCCUUCAGGCAGUGCUGGAUCUACAGACGCCAAAGGAGAUUGAAAACUUCUCGAAGAAGAUGACCGACGGGAAAGCGAAGCAGGAAAGGAGGUCAGCCCCGGCCACGAGGCGCCCAAGUGCUGCCGGAAGCAACCUCACCCCCGCCACUGCGACCACGGCUGCAUCACACGACGAAGAACUCCAAAGCGAGGCAGAGGCCCCCGAGCCCCAUCAAACCCCUCGGUUGCGCAGCCGCAUUGGCACUAUGCUUGGCCGAAGGCGGCAGAGCAUUCACGGCGGAUUCGGACCGCUCACCCAAAAGAGUUCGUCGUCUUUUGGAAGGAACCUUCGAAGCAGCCAUGCUGCCAUCCCUCGCGGAGACCCCGAUACCUCGAACGUAAACGACGUUGCCGAUUCCGACGAGAAACCCAAGGACGAACCGCACGAGGGGACAAAUGGAGUCAAGGCCCCCUCGAGCCUGGGCGACCUGGCUGUUCUGGAAGAGGCCCAUGAUACUGUCAACGGCACCGAUGCUGGAGAGACGACAACUGCCUUUGCCCCACCCCCUGGCCCUCCACCAGCCCAGGCCAAGGAUGACGAGGAGUCCCAAGGCAAGGACUCGGAAGGGGAAGCCGCCGCCGAAGAAGCUGAGCAGCUGUUUAAACUCAACAUCCAGAGCACCCCGGUUGCUGAGGAAGAUCCCGAGGCAACACAGGCCGCCCUGUCCAAUGUCUCGAAUGCCUUGACGCAGAUGGGUAUGCCCUCACGAAAGACGGGUACUAUCCGAGGUCGCAGAGAUGUGCGCAACACCAUCUAUGUGCCCGCGCCCAAUGGCGCCCCUCCCCGUCUAGUUCCGGCCCGCCACCUACCCCUCCUCAUCGCCGGAACUUCGGAUACUCAAUCCGUUCGCUCUGGCAACUCGCUGGGCGCUCUAAACCACGCGAAGCAUCCGGAUAAAUUGGGACCCGGCCUACACGCCUCCAUCAUUGAAACCAUCACUGCUACCUUUGAAGAAGAUGCCAUGAAGACGGCCAAGAUCAGCGGCGAGAUUGCCUUCUGCUACAACGCUGACGAGGAUCCCGAUUACAAGUCGCUCCAUAACCCGACUAUCCGUAUCAACAAUUUCCCCGCCUCGAGUGGCGCCCAGACUAAGCCCUCCGGAACUCAUCUCAAGGAGAAGCACCUCGUCUACUGGAGGCUAGGCGAUAUCACUCUAACAUCGGAGCCCCAGAAGAUCGUCUGUCGCAUCCUAGGCGCCGAAGGUGCCCAUCCCAAGCCCGGCCACGUCGAAGCUCGAUGGGAAUACUCGCCGAAUGAAUCAGCGGUGACCUCUUUGGCGGGCAUUUCGGUUUCGAGGCUCGAAGAGUCCAAGGGCAAGGAGAGGGAGGCAGUUCUCGAUGAAGACCCAUUCGCCGACAGCGAUAACCUCGUCAGCGGCAAGUAUGAGACCCGGUAA
Parascedosporium putredinis is the source of this 1941-nucleotide messenger RNA. NCBI's taxonomy places the organism in Eukaryota, Fungi, Ascomycota, Sordariomycetes, Microascales, Microascaceae. The record is from the annotation of a GenBank genome assembly.